This is a messenger RNA of Eufriesea mexicana, 1586 nucleotides long. RefSeq names its product Heterogeneous nuclear ribonucleoprotein at 27C (gene Hrb27C). Gene Ontology annotation, molecular function: mRNA binding. Lineage: Eukaryota; Metazoa; Arthropoda; Insecta; Hymenoptera; Apidae. The record is from RefSeq and is a predicted model, not a curated record. The transcript has 8 exons. Bases 85 to 1416 code for a protein of 443 amino acids. Gene Ontology annotation, biological process: regulation of translation.
ACCCUCGUCCGCGCUAAGCAUCGUGCCAUAUUCCCAUUCGCGCCCUAAUACUAACAACAUUCUCGUAGUUUUAAGUGAAAUAUUAUGAGAGUGAAGACCGAAAUGGACGACGACGAAAAGGGAAAGUUGUUUGUUGGUGGUUUGUCUUGGGAGACAACACAAGAAAAUCUUCAACGUUACUUUGGCCGUUAUGGUGAAGUAAUUGAUUGCGUUGUUAUGAAGAACAGUGAAUCUGGUCGCAGUCGUGGUUUUGGAUUUGUAACAUUUAGUGAUCCAGCUAAUGUUCCAUUAGUUCUUCAGAAUGGACCACAUCAGCUUGAUGGGCGCACAAUUGACCCAAAACCUUGUAAUCCACGCACUCAACAAAAGCCAAAACGCAGUGGAGGAUUUCCAAAAGUUUUCCUCGGUGGUUUACCAAGUAACGUGACAGAGACCGAUUUAAGGUCCUUCUUUACCCGCUUUGGUAAAGUUAUGGAGGUUGUCAUAAUGUAUGACCAAGAGAAGAAAAAAUCAAGGGGAUUUGGCUUUCUAAGUUUCGAGGAUGAAGAUGCUGUGGACCGAUGCGUAGCGGAGCAUUUCGUCAACUUGAAUGGAAAACAGGUUGAAAUUAAACGUGCAGAACCACGAGAUUCUUCUAGCAAAAUGAACGAUAGCCACCAAGGUCAAUGGGGACCACCUCAACAGGGUGGACCUCCAAUGGGAAUGGGUGGGAAUAUGGGACCUAUGGGUGGUCCAAAUGGACAGAUGGGUGGACCGAUGAUGGGAGGCCCAAUGGGUCCGCCAGGAAACAUGAUGCAACAGUAUCAAGGUUGGGGUACAAGUCCUCAGACUGGAGGGUAUGCUGCUGGAUAUACCACGCAGUAUAACUCUCAGGGUUGGGGUGCACCUCCUGGCCCUCCGCAACAGCAACAAAUUCCACCACCACCACACCAUCAGUGGGGUAACAGUUACAAUGUUCAGCCUACAGCAGCUACUCAAGGCUACGGAAGUUAUGGUGGGCCGGCGGCGGCCGCUUCUGGGGGCUAUGGGCCCACGGCGGGUACUGGCGGGGCUGCGGGGGGCGGGCCCGGGGGUUCCUGGAACUCCUGGAACAUGCCACAAAACGGGCCCCCUCCUGGGACCCAGCCACCACCUCAGCCCCCUCAGCCUAACUCCUCGCAGCCCAACUCCAACUCGAACCCCUCUGGCCCGCAGGGUGACAUGUAUUCGCGACAGACCACCGGCUCAGGUGCACCUGGGUCCAGUAGCAGUUCAGCUAAAACUCCGGAUUAUACUGGGUACUCCGCAUAUGGUAAUUACGCUGACACCAGUUAUCCUCAGCGUUCGUAUCAAGGAGGAGAAAGCAACCAAGGAAGUUUAUUUCCUAGACGUCCUGUUCAUUUUUCUAACUGGAUGACGCGAGGCUUGUGGACUUGAGGUAAAAGAACCGGAAACGCGCGUUUAACGGGCUGCUUAACGGGCCGUGAUAAUUAAGGGUUAUUUUUCAUAUGAAUUUAAAUAAUCAAGCUGGUCUUUUGUCCUUGAUUCAAUCUUUUAUCUCCCAUUUUUGUUUCUUUUUUUUUUCCUUUUUUUUCUUUUGCGUUUUG